UUAUAUAGGCUGCAGCUGUGGCGGCGGGCUCGCGCUGCUGAGACAGGCAGAGCACAGAGGACCGGCGGCGCGCGCUCCCACUCAGCCACACACAUACACACACACACACACACACAUACACACUCACUCUCAGAGUGACACACACACACACACACUGCCCAAACAAAGAGAAGCACGCGAGGCAGCACAGCAUCCCACCCUUUCAGCCGCGAGCUCAGUUGCAGAACCGCCCCCCCCCCCCUCACAGACCGACAGAACCGGACCGGUCCGAGGCUCACAGAACCGACCAUGACAACUAACGGAGCGUCUAACGGAACCAGCGACAUGCUGCAGAUCCAGUUCGGGCUCAUCAACUGCGGGAACAAGUACCUCACGGCCGAGAUGUUCGGCUUCAAGAUCAACGCGUCCGCCACGAGCAUGAAGAAGAAGCAGAUCUGGACCCUGGAGCAGAGCGGCGACGACUCCACCGGUAACGUCUUCUGCCUCAAGUCACAUCUGGGCCGGUACAUCGCCGCCGACAAGGACGGGAACGUUACCGGAGACAGCGAGACUCCAGGCCCGGAGUGCCGGUUCAUCAUCACCGCUCACGAUGACGGCCGCUGGUCCCUGCAGUCCGAGCCGCACGGUCGUUACCUGGGCGGCACCGAGGACCGGAUCAUCUGCUUCGCCCAAACCGCGUCGGUGGCGGAGAAAUGGAGCGUGCACAUCGCCAUGCACCCUCAGGUGAACAUCUUCAGCAUGACGCGCAAGCGGUACGCGCACCUGAGCUCCAAGGUGGACGAGAUCGCCAUCGACCGGGAUGUCCCGUGGGGGGUGGACUCCAUGAUCACGCUGGUGUUCCGAGAGCAGCGGUACCACCUGCAGACCUCCGACAACCGGUUCCUGAAGAACGACGGCGCGCUGGUCGCCACCACGGACAAGAGCACGGGCUACACGCUGGAGUUCCGCUCCGGUAAGGUGGCGUUCAGAGACUGUAGCGGGAAAUACCUCGCCCCAUCCGGGCCCUCUGGCACCAUGAAGUCCGGCAAGAGCGCCCGGGUCGGGAAGGAUGAGCUGUUCGUGCUGGAGCAGAGCCACCCGCAGGUCGUGCUCACCGCUGCCAACGAGAGGAACGUCUCCACCCGGCAAGGCAUGGACCUGUCAGCCAAUCAGGACGAGGAGGGCGACCAGGAGGUCUUCCAGGUGGAGAUUUGCCGUGAGAACAGGAAGUGUGCGUUCCGAACCGCCGCUGGGAAAUACUGGACCCUGACUGCGAACGGCGGGCUGCAGUGCACCGCCUCCACCAAGUCGGCUAAUUGCUACUUUGACAUUGAAUGGCGUGGGAAGAGGCUGACUCUCCGGGCUGCUAAUGGGAAAUACGUCGCCGCCAAGAAAAAUGGCCAGCUAGCAGCCACCAUCGACUCUGCCGGUGAGUCCGAGGAGUUCAUCAUGAAGCUGAUCAACCGCCCGAUCAUCGUGCUGCGCGGCGAGCACGGCUUCAUCGGCUGCAGGAAGGUGACGGGGACGCUGGACUCCAACCGCUCCUCCUACGACUACUUCACCCUGGAGUUCAGAGACGGCGCCUACAGUCUGCAAGACUCGACGGGUAAAUACUGGAUGGUGGGAAACGAGCAGUCUGUGGUGAGCAGCAGCGACACGCCCGUCGACUUCCUCUUCGAGUUCUGCGACUACAACAAGCUGGCCAUCCGCCACGCCGCCGACAGCAAGUACCUCCGGGGCGACCACGCCGGCGUCCUGAAGGCCAACGCCGACGACCUGGAGACCGCCACACUGUGGGAGUACUGAAGGGGGAAGAAGAGCGUGGAUUGCGGUCGCAGCACCACCCGUCCAUCCAUCUACCUACCCCCGUCUCCACCUUCCCUCCCAUCCCUCAUAGUAUAUCCUGUACUUAUGACUUUACAUGUUGAUAAACUGCACAGAGAGAACAGGAAGGAUAGAAGAAGAAGGGGACGCUCCCUUUUCCUUCCCCGUUUAUCCUUUCCGUCCUCCCUCCUUUUUUCUCCCAGCUCUGCUCUGCAGCGCCGACCUUUAUCUGUUGCCAUAGUUACCGUGGGGGCUGUGCACUUUUGUUUUGUUUCCUGCUCCGAUCUGGUUUCGCUGCUCAACCCCGUCACUCAUUACUCCCUCGUCCCCUCGCCUUACGAUUGGGGAGCAGAGCAGAGCGCCACCGUUAAAGACCACCACCACCCUCAUCAUCCUCCUCAUCUUUGAGUUAACCCCCCCCUCAUCUUUUCUACUCGUCUCUAUUGUCUGUGUGAGCAGCACAUGGUGGCAGUAUUUAUGGUAUCCGACGCGGUCUGCUAAGAUCUGUUUCUACCUGAUCUAAUCCACAGGAUAACUGGAUAACAUCUACAUCAGCUGCUUUCCUGUCAGCUGUUUAACACGGGGUCUGUUUUUGUUGGGUCGUGUAGAAACAAGAUCAGACCGGGUCUAAGUAUGUUUGUUUUCCAUGAGCGGGCCUCGUCGCCUGUGUGUGUGAUGACUAUGUGGUAUAACUGGAGCGGAUAAAGAUAUCGAAAAAUAGUCUAACUGACGGGUUUUCCUCAUCUCAAAUGUAAAAAAAUAUUCAAAUGUUAAACCAGUUUCCUGUGUUGUUCUCUAGCUGUGUUUGGAGGAAGGAUGUAGGAAGUUAACACUCUCUCACCCACCUUUCCCCUCCUACGCACGUUUGAACCUAUUUGUCCCGAGAAUGUUUAAAGAUUUAAAAAAAAAAAAAAGGUUACUGCACUCACCUGUAACUGGAAGAUAAAUUUCUUUUUCUAUGUCCAAGGCACAGACAUUAUCAUGGGAAGGCGUUGUUUUUUUUUUUUUUUUUUUGAAAGCUGCUCUUUGAAUCCUCCGACCAAACUUCACACCUCAGCCUUUAUCGAGACCAAACCUUUUAAUAACUGGAUUCAAAAUCAUCUCACACACCUGUAACUGGAACCUGGUGCUACUAACUCCUAUAAAAACUCACGAAACGGUAAAAUAAGUAUUAUAAAAUCCCAUCAAACAUCUCUAGAUACUGUGCGCCCUUAACCCUUGAGAGCCUUGUCUUAUAACCGAAAUGGCUGCGAGUUACUAGCCUAAACUUUUAUUUUUAUUUCAUUUUAAUUUGUCUGACGUAUCCAGACGGCCGUUUUCAAUGAGAAAUGACCAAAUUGUGUUUUGAUUUUUGUUGGAUUUUUCUGUUCCUAACUUGUCAGUGAAGGUUUGGAAAAGUUAGUUUAAGUAAAGAAACUUUUGAAUUUGUUGUCUCUUUAACUGUUUUGCAGUCAUGUAGCACAUUACCCUUUUUCAUCCUCUACCCUUCGGCUUUAUCCAUGACAUAUUAAGCAUAAAUAGUUAUUUUACAAAGGAUCGUGUUGGCAGCGAGCCCUGUGUUUUUGGGCUCUUCCACCCGUCAUCGCAAUCAAUCACUCAGUAUAUAGAAACCAAUCAUUGAUUGUAGCCAGCUCCUCAUGGAGUCAGUUCAGUGUUUUCUCUCUGAAGUUUCGACUUUUUUUUUUUUGUGUUUGAAUGAAGGGUAAGCGAAUAAAAGGAGCGGUUAUCCUUGGAGAAACCGCGUCUCCAAGGUAACCGUGAGGCUUAGACAAACGGAUGUGGAAGGGUAAACAUGUGGUAAUGACUGUGCCUUACUCUUGAGUUUUUGGGCAGUAGGAAAAUUUAAAAUAAGAAUUAAAGUCCACAUCUUUGCUUUGUAUAACUGGAACUUCUUUUUGUAUUAUUAUUUUGUAUAAUUUUUUUGAUAUUGUGGAUUAAUCUCUCUCUUCUCUUCUCUCUCUCUCUCGUGCCAUUGGUUCACCUGAAAUCCAACGACCAAUAAAACUGGGAUUUGGAACGCUG
This is a messenger RNA of Larimichthys crocea (large yellow croaker), 3825 nucleotides long. It is a transcript of the gene fscn1a, whose product is annotated as fascin actin-bundling protein 1a. The record is from RefSeq and is a predicted model, not a curated record. NCBI's taxonomy places the organism in Eukaryota, Metazoa, Chordata, Actinopteri, Sciaenidae. Bases 289 to 1785 code for a protein of 498 amino acids. Gene Ontology annotation, biological process: establishment or maintenance of cell polarity; cell migration; actin filament bundle assembly. Gene Ontology annotation, cellular component: lamellipodium; actin cytoskeleton; growth cone. The transcript has 5 exons. Gene Ontology annotation, molecular function: protein-macromolecule adaptor activity; actin filament binding.